Molecule: messenger RNA, 495 nt
Organism: Diaporthe amygdali
Lineage: Eukaryota; Fungi; Ascomycota; Sordariomycetes; Diaporthales; Diaporthaceae
Exons: 2
Coding region: 1-495 (164 amino acids)
Source: RefSeq, a predicted model, not a curated record
AUGGCUUCACGAUUCUUCGUUCUGGCUCUCGCAGGCUCGAUGGCUCUGGCCCAAGACACAGACUCAAUGCCGCCCGGCCACGACAUGCCGCUGACCGGGGACAGUGCGACGACAACUGCGGAGAAGGCCACUGCCGAACAAACGACAGCCAGCUUGACCAUGGCGGCAACGACGGCCCUGCCAACCGCAAUCAUGCCGUCUGACGUCUCCGACGUCACCGGCACACCGACCACCUUGGUCGUGGACACGCAGACGCCGCCGCCACCAUCUUCUAGUAUGAGCUGGGCCAUCACAACCACUCAUGACAUGACCCACAUGACCAACGCAAACGUGAGCGGUGCGCCGGCGCCAACUGGGGGCGCCCUGCCGUCAGGCACUGGCAGCCCAAGCGGCGCUGUUGGCAAUGUCAAUGGUGCCGCGCGCAGCGUGUGCAACAAGAUAUCGAUUGGAGUCCUGGCUCUGUGCAUUGUUGCUAGCGCAGCACUGCAGAUGUAA